GAGAGAAAUACAGAGAAGGAGACUGAAAGCAAGACGGACAGAAAGAGCAAGAGAGGUGACAGAGACUAGCCAGGUUCUACAUAUAUUUCACCUGAUGGGAACGAAUUUAAUGACUGCCUCUGUGAAAAACUAGCAGGCAGCAGGCAGCGCUUGCUCUGACAAAGCCAUCCUGUGAUAGAUGAAGCAUUGAGAAGUUACGGAGUUUGCGCUCAGUGCCAAACUACCAUGCAAAUAUGCAACAUUAGACGGAGACAAUGGCAGAUCCAGAGAGGAAAGAAAUACGAGUUAUAUCCUGACUGUAGAUAAACAGCUUGUAGUCUAUUGCCUGUAUUGUACUGCAAGCAAUUUAUCCAGUCAGCAAAGCAAGUAAAUGAGAAAAUAUGGCAAAAUGAUACAGAUGUGGACUGCAAGUUUCUAUCCAGUGGACUUCAGGACCAAAUAAACAGCUUAAGGAAUAAGUGUAUCAUGUCUCCGCAUUUCCAGGAACCUUAGAAUGUCCUGCACUGACGUAGUAUUGCUCCCAUGAGCUUGAUAUGGCCGUGGCCAAUGCAAGUGACUUUUUCUGGCAGACCCUUGCUCCUCUCCCUAGCGAACGGGUCUACUGCACUCUGGUGGAAGCUGGAGGCCAGAUUUUUGCUAUAGGAGGUUGUGAUGAUAGUGGAACCCCCAUCAACUCCUUUGAAGUUUACUCUCCUGAGGCAGAUCAAUGGAACAUGCUACCACCCAUGCAGACAGCACGUGCAGGAGUAGCAGUUGCUACCUUUGGGAAAAGGAUAAUGGUCAUUGGAGGAGUGGGAGUUAACCAAACCCCCAUGAAAACUGUUGAAAUGUACAAUAUUGAAGAAGGAAGGUGGAGUAAGAGAAGCUCCCUGAGGGAAGAAGCCAUGGGAAUGUCAGUGGUUGUGAAGGACUGCAAGGUUUAUGCAGUGGGAGGUAUGGGGCUAGAUUUGCACCCUCAGAACCAUCUUCAACAAUAUGACAUAUUUAAAGAUAUGUGGGUAUCACUUCCACUUAUGCCAACACCAAGAUAUGGUGCCACAGCUUUCAUGAGAGGAUCCAAGCUCUAUGUCCUAGGGGGUCGACAAUCAAAAUAUGCAGUGAAUGCCUCCGAAGUUUUUGACACAGAAACACGCUCUUGGGCAAAGUUCCCCAACAUACCCAGCAAAAGGAUUUUCACUGGUUUUGUGAUGACUGAAAAUAAUGUGUACAACUUGGGAGGUCUACGGCAGGGAGGGACCUAUAGGCGGCCCAAAUUUAUGAAAACUGUAGAUGUGUUUGAUAUAGAUCAAGGUAACUGGAUGAAGACCGACCACUCUAUCUUCCUGAAGAAAAGGCGAGCAGAUUUUGUUGCAGCCUAUCUAAGGGGAAGGAUAGUCGUUGCAGGAGGACUGGGUAACCAUCCUUCUGUGCUAGAUUCUGCUAUAGCUCUGCAUCCAGUGAAAAAAAAAUGGGAAUGUCUAACUCCCAUGCCGACCCCUCGUUGUGCCUGUUCAAGCAUCGUUUACAAGAACCGACUGUUUGUCAUUGGAGGAGUAAGCCAAGGACCCAGCGAUGCUGUUGAAAUGCUGAGUGUAACAGAUUCAUAGUCUGGACUUACAGAUAUUUUAAGGACUUUCAGUGAAUUCGUUUUGAAAAAAAAAAAACAAAAACAAAACAAAGCACAUAUAUGUACAGACAGUCCAGAUUUUCUACACCCUUUCUGUACAAACUGGGUAGUGAUGUACGUUUUCAAGUCUUGCAUUUUUAAUGUUUCUCUGCCAUUAUGCAGUUCACCAAAACCAUGAGUGUUAACAUCUGAAGUCAGAAUGUCUCUGUUCUGGUAACAAAAUACAAAAACUCUGCUUUGA
Messenger RNA from Protopterus annectens (West African lungfish), 1847 nucleotides. It is a transcript of the gene KLHDC8A, whose product is annotated as kelch domain containing 8A. The record is from RefSeq and is a predicted model, not a curated record. Lineage: Eukaryota; Metazoa; Chordata; Ceratodontiformes; Protopteridae. The transcript is spliced from 9 exons. Bases 534 to 1586 code for a protein of 350 amino acids. Gene Ontology annotation, molecular function: protein binding.